AUGUCUGCGACCUCAAGUACACCAAGCAUAGCACCCGAAAAUGCGAGGACAGUGAUGCUACCGCUCAAGAAGCUAGAAAAGUGUAGCGUUUGUCAGAAAACUGACGGUCUCCGUUUAUGUUCUGCGUGCGGAGAGAAAGUGUACUGCGGCUCUGAAUGUCAGACGAACGACUGGGCUGAACACAAAAAGCAGUGUGGGAAAACCGAUAGGAUCAACCUUUCGUCGUUCUAUCCGCUGCUGGCUUGCAUGUUAGCGGCUCCUCACCUUGACCCUGACAAGCCAAAACACCCAGCAUUGACUCACAAGAUAUUGAACGAGCCAAAUCCAAGCAAUCGCCACGGGGUGUGCGGUUUUCCGGACGGAUAUCAGUCUCGUUUGGUGGUGUUGGGCGACUCAUGCGACCCGUCGCUGAUCUGGAGUAACCUCGAAGCUUGGUGGCCCACAGCAGAGUCUCCCAAGGUUCGCGGGAAGUUGUUCCAGCGCUUCCUAUACGAAGGGUACCUCUUGCCUCACCUCGUCUCCAUGUGCUUUGCCCUACUGGCGGAGAUGUACACGACCACCUCUGGACCUGGUAAACGUCGCAUACGCCUCCAGUACUCCAGUUCGCCUAUCGCAGACUUUGGAAUCGUGAAAGGCGCUGUUGAAGUCAAGAACCAGGACAAAUUCUCCUAUUUCCUUGCUGACGAGCAGAAGUUCAUGCAUGGCCAAAAUCCGGAAGACCACUACUGGGUGUAUUUCACGACCAUCCGCGGCGAGGAGGUCCUUCUGGAAUGCGGCAUGUUCGUGUUCAAUUUCUGCACGAUGGUCGGCAACCUGGAUCCAUACCUCAAGCACGGUUUACCCCCACUAGAUGCUGUCCCCGCCCAUCUGGUCAACCGCGAGUUCCGACGUUUGGCGCCAAGCUUGCACUACGAAAAGGAGCGAUUUUCUGUUCUCCGGGACGUCGAACUGGGCGAGGCGGUGCGCUGCAGUCGGGAAUACUUGAGGCCUCAGGAUUCCAGGGCAAUUGUCGGGUUCAUGGAGAAAGUCGCUGGAAGGACCUGUAGCGCAGUCGAGAAGGAGAUUACCCUGUCGUGGUGUAUGCACCUGUGUGAAGUACUCCAUGCCAAUCUCGAGGCGCAGGAGUACAGGAACUUCCCACUAAACCCCUCCCUCGCUAUUUUCGACGAUCCUGGAGAGCUCGACUUUGACACGCCAGAGGAAGACGAGCAAUGGUUCAGGUAUAUGGUCAAAUGGAACAGAAAGCAGCGGCGCGGAGAGAUCACGGCGGAACAGCUUGGCCAGGUCUUUCGAGCUUACAAGGAGGCGCCUGAUAAUGUCCGCGAGGAGUUGGCAAGGCAUCCUUCAAGGGCACUCAACUUGAGGAGAUCCAGGCGCGAUAUCAAUAAGCGUAUGUAG
Coprinopsis cinerea okayama7#130 is the source of this 1398-nucleotide messenger RNA. RefSeq lists its product as hypothetical. The coding region runs from base 1 to 1398 and encodes 465 amino acids. The transcript is spliced from 3 exons. The record is from RefSeq and is a predicted model, not a curated record. Lineage: Eukaryota; Fungi; Basidiomycota; Agaricomycetes; Agaricales; Psathyrellaceae.